AUGGGAAUCAACGGAAGGCAGUCAAGAAGAAGGCACACGAAGUCAGCGAAGGUUCGAUCGUCCUUCUGGAUGAAGGAAGGAGGUACGAUGGCUUCUGAUUUUUCAUCGAUUGAUUCGCAAUCGGUGAUGGCCUCCGGGAUUCGACUUAGGCCGAAGAAGAGGAAGGGAAAGGAGAAAACAUUAUUCGUGUUUGGGAAGAUCGAUGUCAAAAAACUACAAUUGAAAUGGUUGCAAGCACAAAUGGGACUCGUAAGUCAAGAACACGCACUAUUUGGAACGUCGAUUCGAGAAAAUAUUAUGUUUGGGAAGAUCGAUGCAACAAUAGAGGAAGUAAUCGCCGCUGCAACGACUGCCAAUGCUCAUAAUUUCAUCAGGUCGCUUCUGGAAGGAUAUGAAACAAUGGUUGGUGAAAUACGGGCACUUCGAGGUUAA
Molecule: messenger RNA, 432 nt
Organism: Lactuca saligna
Lineage: Eukaryota; Viridiplantae; Streptophyta; Magnoliopsida; Asterales; Asteraceae
Source: the annotation of a GenBank genome assembly